Molecule: messenger RNA, 1743 nt
Organism: Exophiala spinifera
Lineage: Eukaryota; Fungi; Ascomycota; Eurotiomycetes; Chaetothyriales; Herpotrichiellaceae
Exons: 1
Coding region: 1-1743 (580 amino acids)
Source: RefSeq, a predicted model, not a curated record
AUGUCAACCCAAACCCCAGCCAGCCCCACUAGCGCUGCGAUCGCACCUCUGAAUCCAACAGCGGCAUCCUUCAGCAUGCCCUCCCAAAAUGAAGGUACACUCGCCAACGGCAUCGUGUCACCGUCUCCGUCUUCAAAUGGGGCCAUCGAUCGAUCCAAGGACUCGAAAAGGUCGAAAGCUAGUAGACCUGAUGCAGCUGCCCGAACGACGACCGAACAAAACAUCGCUGAAGCGGGCGCCGGUGUCAAAUUAACAGGGGCGGAACUCAAGAAACAAAAGGCGGCCGAAAAGGCAGCCAGAAGGGCGGAAAAAGUUGCACAGAAAGGAUCGGAAGCACAAGCGCAGAAUACAAGCAACUCAAGCGUGAAAGCAGAAUCUCACCAACGUCGUCCCUCGACCACAAAACGUGAAAGUGACACAGGGAGCACUCACCACAAGCGCACGCUGUCGUCGAGCGGCGGCAAGGGCCUUCCCCUGCGUCCGGGCCAGCAGCAAAACCAACAACAAACGUCCACAGCCAGCAACGAGAAACUGAAGCACUCCGAGGCCAAACGAGUGAGCAUGUUCUCUCACUUAUAUCCAAAGGAGAAGCGGGCCACUCUGGCUAGUGCGGGCCGUGAGAUACACCCGGCAGUCCUCUCUCUGGGCCUUCAGCUACGCGACUAUGUGAUUUGCGGCGGCAAUGCACGCUGCGUGGCCACGCUCCUGGCUUUCAAGAAGGUCAUCCAGACAUACACGACACCUCCAGGCGUGGCACUCUCUAGACACCUGCUGACACAUCUGAAUCACCAAAUUGCAUACCUUCGCAAUGCCCGACCCCUGAGCAUGUCCCAAGGCAAUUCUAUCCGGUGGCUGAAGAACCUGAUUUCAACGCAGCCAGUGGACGCGACGGACAGCGAAGCCAAAAAGAGUCUCUGCUCCGAGAUAGACCGGUUCAUUCGCGAGCGUAUCACGCUGGCUGACGAGGUCAUUGCCCGCGAAGCCGGGAGUAGGAUCGACAAUGGCGAAGUCAUCCUGACGUACGGGAAGAGCAGUGUUGUUGAGAAGACGCUGAUUGCCGCGCACCGGGCGGGUAAAGACUUUCGAGUCAUCGUCGUCGAUAGCCGACCAAUGUUCGAGGGAAGAAAUCUGGCGAGGUCCCUCGUCCGCGCUGGGCUGAAGGUGCAGUAUUCAUUGCUCAACGCCUUGAGCGAUGUGGUGGACCAGGGCUCCGGAGUUGUGACAAAGUGUUUUCUGGGCGCAAGUGCGAUGCUCGGGAAUGGCGCACUCCAAGCACGUGCUGGCAGUGCCAUGGUCGCAAUGAUGGUCAAGGAGUGCAGUCGGAACCGUAGCCGGAAUGUGCCAGUCAUUGUGCUCUGUGAGACGGUCAAGUUUACGGCCAAAGCGGCGCUGGACAGCGUGAUUAUGAACGAAGUCGGUGAUGCGGAUGCGUUGAUCGAAGUACACCAGUCCAACGUGUUGAGUUCGGCGGCGGCAAAAAAACAGGACCAGAACUCCGCAAAGAGCGGCGGAAGGAAAGGUGCGACCAAGGACAAGGACGAUGAGGACGAGGACAAGGCCGCCGGAUCGACAAAGGGGUUGGAGGGGUGGAAGGACCAGCAGGGGCUGUAUCUGUUGAAUCUAAUGUACGACGUCACACCGGCAGAGUACAUCGAUGCCGUGGUAUGUGAGCUUGGAAGCCUGCCACCCAUGGCUGUCCCCGUCGUUAAUGGCGUCCAUGGGGAUGACCAGGCUUUGGCAUGA